Messenger RNA from Ixodes scapularis (black-legged tick), 1980 nucleotides. It is a transcript of the gene Cchl, whose product is annotated as holocytochrome c-type synthase. The transcript has 5 exons. Gene Ontology annotation, molecular function: holocytochrome-c synthase activity. Gene Ontology annotation, biological process: cytochrome c-heme linkage. Bases 216 to 1073 code for a protein of 285 amino acids. NCBI's taxonomy places the organism in Eukaryota, Metazoa, Arthropoda, Arachnida, Ixodida, Ixodidae. Gene Ontology annotation, cellular component: mitochondrion. The record is from RefSeq and is a predicted model, not a curated record.
ACCGGGUAGGUGCCUCUUCCGCUUCCUGUUAUAUCCAGAAAAACGUGCACGGUGUGCAGGGAAGCACGGAAUAGCUUCUAGAAAUGUCCGUGCUACAGCGUACAAUGUAAAAUUAAUGCACAUUUCAUUCACGUGAUACCAGAUCACAAUCGUGCCUUUCUUUUAAGUGCUCGAGCUUCAAGCGUACCCGCCUAGCCACUUAUUCAAAGCUCAAAAUGGGGCUAUCGGCGUCAAAGCCAAGAGAAGUGAGCGGACCUCUCGGUACGGUGACGGUCUACACAAAAACCGGCGAGGAAGAGAAGAAGCCGCCGUCCGAAUGUCCCAUGCACGGAGUCUGCGACGAGAUCACCGGCGCGUCCGCGACCAAGAAGCCGGAAACCUAUCUCAGCGAGUGUCCUAUGAGAGCCGGUGAAGAGCAGAUCAACCCGAGCAACAUGAUGCCGAGCCCGAACCAGAAGCCUGCUCCGGACCAGCCCUUCCCGCUGCCGACCGAGCGCCAGAUGUCGCGUAUUCCGAAGGCGGACGGCAAAGACGGUGAGGUGUGGGAGUACCCGUCGCAGCAGAUGUUCUGGAAUGCCAUGCUGCGCAAGGGCUGGCGCUGGCGGGAGGCGGACCUCGCGCCAGAGGACAUGGCCCACAUCAUCCGCAUCCACAACUCCAACAACGAGAUGGCCUGGGAAGAGGUGCUCAAGUGGGAGGCCCUGCACGCCAAGGAGUGCUGUUCUCCAAAGCUGAAGAAGUUUGGCGGAAAAGCGACGGACUACUCCCCAAGGGCUCGGAUACGCCACUGGCUCGGGUACGAGCUUCCGUUCGACCGUCACGACUGGAUCGUGGACCGGUGCGGCAAGGAGGUGCGCUACGUCAUUGACUACUACGACGGCGGCCCCGUGAGCGUGGACUCCGGCCGCUUCGCCCUGCUGGACGUCCGGCCAGCCUUCGACUCCUUUGAGAACGUCUGGGACCGAAUGAAGGUCACCUGGUGGCGCUGGACACUGCAGUGGAGAGGCCACCCCGAGUCGUCGGGAACGUCCGAGGCGCCUCAGGCUCCUGAAAGCGCACCCACGAAUCGAUAGGACAGUCCGUCGGCUCUUCGUCAGUCUACCCCUCCCUUACCCCAUUGUCGGUUUCGCCCUUUCCCCCGGUCCUAGGCAGAGUUUAUAGCAAAGGUGCAGGUCGUGUGCCACUUGAAGACGUUAGGUAGUGGCUCGUUUAGGAAGGCUUUUUUUUUUUUUUUUUGAUUCAAGCUUAAAGAUUUUUUUGAUGAGGCUAUGAUCACUGAUAGGGUGAGAACGAGAAGGAGGAACUGCAGUCAUCCUGCCUCCAGCGUGACCUUCUUGCCUUCGACUGAUCUUAGACGCCUUGUGCACUUCGAGUGUAUGCAUGCAGCCAACCCGUGGCGGAAGGCAUAAAGUGUGUGCUAGAGGCCGGGCAUUUCAAAGACUCGCCCCGCCAUUCUCAUUUUGUCGGUGAAAAUAGCUUGUGACAAAGCGGAGAAGUGAUUGAUUGAUGUAAUGUUUUAGGUCUUGGACACUGUAAUUGUUGUCUUGAACGCUUUGCAUUCAGACCCUCCUCCGACAAAUCCAGUUUGUGUUCUAGCUCCGUCUGCUCUAGACCUGGACAUUUCCUGUGUCAAUCAAUGAGAGUGUGCCCAGCAGUUGAUCUCCGUCUUGAUAACUUAUAAUGCUAGUCUGGAGAAGAGGGCGCACGAACGUGCCAACUAAUAUCGCACACAUGGCCACGCAGACGGGCACAUGGAACGGCCAUUGUUCUGUUUUAGUUCUGAACGCAGACAAUAUUUUUUUUUUUUGGCCAGAGACAGCCACAUUAAUGUCUGCGGCGUCCAGGCAUUGAGGCAUUCUGUACAUAUUUUAUUAGCUGUGGCUACCCUAGAAAUGAGCGGAUGCCAAGUGCUAGAAGUCUGGUUUGCGUCUUCAUCUGAAAUGGGCAAUAAACAGCACAAACCAAUUGUAUGACCCUGAA